This is a messenger RNA of Trichosurus vulpecula (common brushtail), 875 nucleotides long. It is a transcript of the gene GNGT2, whose product is annotated as G protein subunit gamma transducin 2. Gene Ontology annotation, molecular function: G-protein beta-subunit binding. NCBI's taxonomy places the organism in Eukaryota, Metazoa, Chordata, Mammalia, Diprotodontia, Phalangeridae. Gene Ontology annotation, biological process: G protein-coupled receptor signaling pathway. Gene Ontology annotation, cellular component: heterotrimeric G-protein complex. The record is from RefSeq and is a predicted model, not a curated record. The coding region runs from base 421 to 630 and encodes 69 amino acids. The transcript is spliced from 5 exons.
GACAGAGGGGAAGGGUGAGGCAGGGGCUUAAUUGGGUGUCACUCCUCCCCCUCCCCUAAACUUACCCCCCUCGGAGGAAACCAAAGCUGAAUCUGCUCCCAGGCCCCAGAGAGGAAGCCAGGAGAAAAGGCAAAGGGAUGGACGAGGACCCCGCAAGAGCCUUCGCACAUUUCUAGGCUUCCCUCCUCUACUUUUUGAGUCUAACCCUGGAUGAAGUAUGCCUGAAGGCAGAGAUCUCUGAGAACCCUUGGGAGUAGACCCAGAGGAAAGUAAAGAGAAAUCUUCAGUUGGGAAGAAGAGGAUCAGGCAGUAUCGUGUCCAGGACUGAGACAGGUGCCUUUCUGAAGAUUUCAGGACAGCACUCCACCACCACCACUACACAUAGGCACCUACACAGGGUCCCUGUUUCUUUGGAGCAACAUGGCUCAGGAUCUCACUGAGAAGGAGCUGUUAAAAAUGCAGAUCGAUCAACUUAAGAAAGAAGUGAAAAAUGAAAGAGCCAUGAUUUCCAAAACAGGGAAGGAACUUAAGGACUAUGUGGAAGCCAAUGCUGGAGAUGACCCCCUCCUUAAAGGCAUCCCGGAGGACAAAAAUCCCUUUAAGGAGAAAGGUGGUUGUAUGAUAAGCUGACCACCCCCUCCCCCCAUCCUGAACCUCAUCCAAAGGACCAGCUUUUCCCCAGUCCCCUAGUUGAUCCCCUACAGACCUAAACCCCAGGCAACCAAAUAUCAUUCUCUAUCCUGACAACUCUGUCCACCCUCUUCCAAGGUCACACCCAUUCUUUCCUAAUUAACUAAUUGGAUGUUAAAGCCUUGUUAUACUGGACCAAUGUAAGCUCAGCCAGGAAAAUGCUACCAGCUCAAUUCAAAAGAUUA